Messenger RNA from Alosa sapidissima (American shad), 1532 nucleotides. RefSeq names its product protein FAM181A-like. The coding region runs from base 359 to 1168 and encodes 269 amino acids. The transcript has a single exon. Lineage: Eukaryota; Metazoa; Chordata; Actinopteri; Clupeiformes; Clupeidae. The record is from RefSeq and is a predicted model, not a curated record.
UUGGUUGCUCAUUGGGGUGAAUAGUGAAGAAAGUGAGGUCGCUGAUUGGCCCAAAGAAAGCAGCACAACUACAUGGAGUUACUCAUUCAGCUUGUUCAAGUGCUUAAACUGUUUCUCUGAGAGAGUAACGGGCCAGACAACUCCAACUUCAAUAGAUGGGGUCAUCACUGAAGAUGAGAAAUCGUUGGAAACGUAUCUCUGUCUUUACAAAUGAAUGCAUGCUAUUUUUUGGACCUUGCACAGAGUGCAAGUUUUCACCUUUCCAGUAGGGCCAGCCUAAGUUAAAUGUGCAGCCUAUGCUUUUUCAAAGAUCUGCGCUAAAAUGGAUUGAAGCUACGUGAGCACGCACGGCUUUACGAUGGCAAAUGCAGACAGCGAGGUCAGGACACUGCUGAACUUUGUUAAUUUGGCAUCAAGCGACAUCAAAGCAGCGCUUGACAAAUCGGCUCCCUGCAGGCGCUCAGUGGACCAUAGGAAAUACUUGCAGAAACAGCUGAAACGCUUUUCAAAGAGAUACAGGUUACCUCGUUGUCGUUCGCACAGAACAGAACUUGGGACAAGUAAUGUAUCUGAAGACAACCCUGUUAAGUAUUCCCUUGACGGCAUCCGUCAGUGGAAUCUCAGGGGAAAGAAUGAAUCAGUGGCAUCGGAGCUGCACGAGAACUCUUAUCACAAGACUGAAGAUCAGAACCAGGUGCCUAUGCGGAAUCGCCAACUUCCAGCUUCUUUCUGGAAAGAACCCACAUCUCCCUCACAAAGUUUGACAGCUCUGGUCAAAGGUAGGCCUACCAGUAAAGAAACGGAUGGUCCAAGGGUUGUGAUUCCUUUGGUGCCGGACGGUGGGGGAAAAAUUAACAAUAACGACGUCAAUUCUUUGCCCACUUAUUGUGAUUCUGUGGACAGCGCACCGCUCAAGAUGGACUUAACGUACAGGAAUGUAGAUUUAUGUGGGUGCUAUUCUUUUCAAUAUCACAGACACGUCUUACAAAGACACUUGACUGCUCCACGCUCUGCAUGUUUUGACGUUGCCCCCCCUGCAGGAACGGCCGUUGAUGUUGACAGACAUAACUUACCAAACCGACUGGAGUACCAUGCAACCCAUGUCGUUGUGAAGCCAAUUCCGACCAAACCGGCGCUCUCGAUGUUCAGUAUGUUUGGAUUUAUUUAAGAGAAGUGGUAGGCUGUAGGUUACAAGAAAUUGUGAAAUCUUGUUUUUCUCUAGGAGUGCUAGGUUGUUUGUCUUUCAUUACCUGUAUUAGAUAGUGGUAGGCUACAGGACCAGCCUCUGUCAUGAAGCAACCCUAUAGGGUUUAAGCUUUACCGAUAUAUUAGUUCUUAACAGCUCUAUAAUUGCGCACUGUUCCUUCACAGUAGCAAGGCUACUGGACUGAUACAUGCCAAAGGAAAAUAAGUUCUCUUUGAUAAAUCCAGGUAUAGGUAACAAUGUUACUUCUUGGUACUGAUGAUUUUUAGAAAGGUAUACUAAGGUUAAGAUUACAAUUAUGAAAACGGCGCAGAUUUGAGUAGAAUUG